CUGCGUAUCGGUCUGCCGUGGCAAAGAGAGAUCUGAGCAGUCGAUCUAACCCUCGUCUACAGUCACAAGCUUAGGGCAGUGACUGAUUUCUAGACAGAGCCAAGGUGUUGAAGGGGCCUAAGGAUUGAGUCUCUGCUUUUUGCAGAUGAUGCGGUCCUGUUCGCUUCAUUAGACCGUGAUCUCCAGCUUUUGCUGGAGCAGUUUGCAGCCAAGUGUGAAGCAGCUGGGACAGCUCCUCUAAAUCUGAGACCAUGGUCUUGCAUCGUAAAAAAGGGUAGAAUGACUUCUCCGGGUUAGGGAUGAGGUCCUGCCCCAAGUGGAGGAGUUUAAGUAUAUCGGGGUCUUGUUCACGAGUGAGUGAACGUUGGAGCAUGUGAACGAUAGGCGGAUUGGUUCUGCGUCUGCAGUGAUGCGGGCGUUGCACCGGUCUGUUGUGGUGAAGAGGGAGCUGAGCCGGAUAGCGAAGCUCUUGAUUUACCGGUCGAUCUACAUCCCUACCUUCACCUAUGGUCACGAGCUUUGGGUAGUGACCGAAAUAAUAAGAUACAAGUGACCAAAAUUCGUUUUCUCCACAGGGGGUCUGGGCUCUCCCUUAGUCCUAUGCUUCUGCAUCUGUACGGAGACACACAACGCCAUUAUCUGUCCUUUCGAGCCUGCUGGAGAGCCCUCAUAAGGGCAGACAGAGUCGAGCCCACUUUUCUAAACAUCCGUCGAAUGAGACAGAGAACGCAAGCUUGUGACUGGUCAGGACAACGCUUUCGUCAACAGCACCGCCAUUGCGAUGGAUGGAUAAAAACUCUUGAGUUAUGAUCUGUUUGAGUUUAAGAUUUAGUGUUUGGUUGUUGUUUUCUCUAAGCUUUGCAGAGUGGCCUUUUAGUGUUUUGUUGUGUAUACACUAAAUGAAAUAUUGAAUUUAAUUAUUACUUUUUAUCAGCAUGUUCCACUAAACCUAGAUGCUUAUUUUUAACAUAACGCAUAACGAUGUGUAUUACACUUUACAUUUAAGCAACUAUGUUUAUUUGAACCAGUUGUCAUAAAUGAAGUAUAUUCAACAUUUCAUUUUGUAGAGUGUAGUCCACAAGACUCGAUCAAGGUAAAAAGCAACAAUGCAAAAUACCAAUUUUAGUUUAAAAAAGGAAAACACCUUUUAUUCAGAAAUCCCCACCAGAUGUUGGCCCCUUAAAAUCAAAACUGGUAUAAUCAUGUUUCAUCCUCAUUGUUUAUACUGUCCAAAGCCAAAGUUCUAUCAGUGCAUUUUCUAAAUCUCAUCUGACACACAAGCUGGAUUUGAGUCCAGGUAGAUUCCCCGAGGUCCCCAUUUCAAGUCUGAAUGUGCCAUAACAAAAGAAACCAACCCUUCACAUUUCAAUAAUUCAGUGUGAAUGUUGCCUAAAGCUGCACCUGCAAAACCUGUUGGGUAUUUUACUAAUGCAACUGCACAAGUUAACGCCUUGACAUGCCUUCAGUCCUCGUAUUUGUUUAUUUUGGUUUGCUUGAAAAUGCGUGGGCCUUAGCUAGAUUUUGGCAUUGUUAGAGAACUCAGAUUGGUAGAAAACAUUCUUGGGGUAACUUGUAUGACAUCUAAUUUAUAAGAGGCAGGUCAGCAGCCUAAUACAGGAUUUCACUCGGAUUUGGAGAAGCUGUUUAUCUUUUGUCUCAGAUUUAAAGGAUUUGUUCACACAAAGCCAUCAUUUCCCAUCACAUUUGCUACAUAUCAUUAAUAUACAGAAGUUAGAUUAACAAGGACUCUAGGGAUCUAAUGCCUAUGUAAUUAGCCACCUGAGUACACCACAUAAAAACCAAUUACUGUGCAAUUACCACACCGUACAGCUGGGAAGAUGAGAUCUUGGCAUGGGCUGAGAUUCCAAGGGCUUCUGAAAGUAUAUGUUUCCUUUUUCACAUGUCAGUGCAUCGUUGCUUUUCUGAAAUGCCACUGAAAGUGUAAUUUCCUCAGUUUUAUGUCUGGUUUUAGUUGAUUCAUUAAAAGUCCAAGGGGUGAGACACCGAAUGCAGCUUUAUGCAGUUUGAUACAGAAAUAUAUUUCCUGCAAGAGAGUCUUUGUGAUGUAAGGUACUUCUUUCCCAGUCUUGUCCUCCGCCUGCUGCAUUUUCUAAUUUAUGGGCUCUGCUUGGCCUGCAGGCAGAUAUUUGUUUGAUGAUAGUGCAACAGGUCUGGAUGCUUCAGGUGUAUAAUUGCUAGUGGCUUGGUUACUUGUGGAAAUGGAGUACAGGUUACUCAAUAAUGCUUGAGGCACAUUAGUGUCACAAUACAAAGCAGCACAAUGUUUCUCUGCAGGAUUUGCACUUCUGUUGGGUUUUUACUCAAACAGUGACUUCAUUAGUGAGCCUUGUUAGCGCCUUGUAAAUGCAAUGGACAUAAAACAUGAAAGCAAAGCAAAAAAAAAAGCACUAAAAUGGUACUGCCACAAUUUUUAUAUUAUCUCAGUUUUUUUAAGACCCUGAAGAAUUUUUAUUUAUUUAUUUUACAAAGAGCCCAUAAUAAAACCAGCAGAACACAUUACUAUAAACACCUGCGCUGUGACGAUUUUCAUCUUGUGUUCCUGUCUCACUCUUCUGUGCAGGAAUCCCAGCAGAGCACUGCAGAUUUCCGGUUUUACAUCGAGAACUACACUAGAAACCCAGACGACCUGAGCCGAAAGCAGGUCCGGAUCUAUCAGCUCUACAGCAGAACCACGGGCAAACACGUCCAGAUCUUGGGGAAGAAAAUCAAUGCCAACGGAGAUGAUGGGGGCAAGUAUGCUCUUCUUGUCGUUGAGACGGAAACUUUUGGGAGUCAUGUACGAAUAAAAGGAAAAGAGAGUGAACACUACAUUUGCAUGAACGAGAAGGGCAAAAUUGUUGGAAGGCCCGAUGGAAGGAAGCAGGAGUGUGUCUUUGUCGAGGAAUUCCUGGAGAACAACUACACGGCUCUUGUGUCGGCCAAGUACAAAGGAUGGUAUCUGGGCUUCAACCGGAAGGGGCGGCCCAAGAAAGGCUCCCGUACCACGCAGAGGCAACAGGAAGUCCACUUCAUGAAACGCCAGCCGAAGGGUCGGCUGGAUCCGCUGGAGGAGUUCCGUUUCACCACAGUAACUAAGCGGACACGAAGGGCUCGGCGAUUAAAACCCAGGAACUGAUGGGACCACUGGGACAGCACUAGAUGUCCUCUUUGGGCAGGGGAGUGAAACUGAAAAUGUCAAGCUUCUUAAAAGAAUCCCCUAAAGUCUUCACCUCUGUACAAGAAAAACGAACAAAAAGUCAAAGAUGUUUUAUUUUUGUAUUUCAUGACUCUUGGAUUCUCCUGGGUUGAUGUCAUUGUGCUCAUUUCUCUGUCGUGUUAUUUAUACUGGAUAAACUAAAGGACCUCCGAGAGAACUCCUGUCGCUGCUGUCCUCAGCUCGGUUUGAACUGAGUCGUACAUUCUUUUCGACAAUGGGAGCUGAAGCAGGAGCUGACGCAAUGUUAUAAAAAUCAGCCAACUAGAGAUUUAUUGGAAUACCUGUCGGUUUUUGUUUGUGUUGCCCCUGACAACGCGGAUCCCAUACUUUCCACUGGAAUUAGACACCAUGGAGAUGAAGCGGAGAGAGGCGGCAGGUGACACUGUGCUGCCGGGAUAACUGUGUAGCUUUGAGUGCAAUAUUUUACAGGUCUCUUUCUCUUUUUCUCUGUCUCAAUACGUCUCGUUCCACUCGUGGCUCCUGGAAUGUGCUGAAACCUCAAAGUUCCGAGUGUGAUCUCCAUGACAUUUCCAUGCAGCCCUGUGAUUCAGCUGAAACACGACAUGCUUUGACUAGUCAGACACCCACUGUGGCCUUAGACCUGUUCAAACUCUAAAAGAAAACAGUACAAACAAAAAACAACAGCUGAUGUGAUUUAUAAUUCCACACUGUCUUCCAAAUUCAUCACACUCGGAGAAGAGCGGUAAUCCCUUCUUCUCCUUUUCAAUCAGCUCUUCCUCACAAGCUCUUUCAGUUGAUGAUGAUUCUUCAAGUGAGAGCUUGCCAGAGAUUUUCAAAGCUGGUGAUGACUUCUUCUACCUCCUUUUGCUUUUUUUUUUAUCUUUACCUUGCCUGGUUGUCUGUGUUUAGCAAAUCUCAGUCGACUCUGUCCUUGAACUAAUUAUUGUUAUUAUUGUUAUUAUUAUUAUUAUUAUUAUUAUUAUUAUUAUAACUUAAUUAGUUUUGGGGGAAAAUGACAUGAGUUAUCCACAAGCAGGUAUUCUGUGCAUCGCUCACCCCAAGUGCUUCAAAGCUACUUUUCAAAACCUAAAAUGACAGGAUUCAGGGAACCUUUUCAUAUCACCUGGAGUUUGUAUCUGAAUCCUAAAGGAAAUGUUGAUUAUUUUCCUCCUUGUUCUCACUGAUGGCAAACUCCAGGUUUAUUUUUUCACCAGUAGUGUGUAUUUACCUAUCAGCCAGCAGUCCUUUAUUUGAGUUACUACUAACAACAUGACACAUUUAUGUCAAAAAAUAAUUUUAUGACUAUUAUUAAGAUAUUUAUUGCCUCUCUUUGUAAAUAAAAUGUGAGUUUUAUUUGGCCUCUGUUAAUAAAAUGAGGACUAUAUUUAAAAAAAAAGUGGUAUCUUCUGAUGACUCGUGUAAUGUGCCCGUUGAAUAUGACAUCUGAAAGAUCGAUGCAGCAGGUAACGAUUGGGCAGACAUAGCGUACAUUCCCUUCUCCGCAUAUUGCCAAGGUAUGCAUUUUUAUACACAAACCCGAAGCGUGAGGAUUGCUUUUAAGGUCAUCACUUUGAGAAAGGCUUGUUGCAACAUCCCUGAUAGCUGUAAAAGCCCACAAGAGUUCACACACUUGGUGCUUUUAUCCCAUUAAAUAUAUAUUUGAACUCAAACAAAAUAAACAUGUUCACUGUGGAGAAAGAUGCAAUAAAACAAUUUUUUUGGAUGAAAACGUAGGAAACAGGAAAUGAUGAGCCUUCAGAUGAUUAGAAGUAUAUCACUAAAAUAUAAAUGCUCGCUUCUCCAUGCUAACAAGCAGAUGACAUUUUAGACAUUUCUAAUGCUUUAAAGUGCUAAAGGAAUGCAGAGAAGCAUGCCUUAUAAUGCUGUGUGCAGGAAUGAUGUUUACAGUACCUGUCAGACUGAAAGAUGGAGGCUUUGAAGGGGGAAAAAUACUCUUGUUUAAAUUCCUUCCAAUGUUAUCAGCCCCCCUCCGCUCUGCUGUCUCCCCUCUGGUAGUCACCUCCAACAGAUCUAGAGAUUCCCUAUUUUGUCAUGAGGUUUUGAAUGUCUGGUCUGCUUUGAAGAGGCUGAAUGUGAUGCAUCAUUAACAUAAUGGAUCAGCACGGAUGACGCCCCACGUUUUUUGAGUGGUAGCUGUGAGCAGAAAAGGUGUAGAUGUUUAUUGUGUUUCACAACUAGAAUUGCAUGUCUGUAACAAAUUCAGCAGCUCUUUAUUUCCUCUUUAGAAAUAAAAACAAGCAGGGGGAUAAAAUUUGUCCAAAGAAUGUUAAUGCUAAAGUCGAACUCUGUGAAUUGUCAACAAACGUUCCUAAAUCUGGGAAUUCAAAAUCAAAUUUCUUUGCAAAUCACUGAGAAACCUAAUCAAUGUAACAUUCUAGAUCCUCCAAAUUCUGUUUUGAAAUAAAAGGACACGUUUCUUUCCCAUGCCGCAUACUUCAAACUUGACCGAGCACAACCAAACUGCAUAUUGACAUUUAAACGAGCGCCGAUGCUUUAAAACAUUUCACCCCACUCGCAAUAAGCAGAUGACAUUUUUGCAUAAGCCUCCUGCUAGGCUUUUCUCUGACACAACCUUUGAUCAUUGGAGGCUGGAUGGUCUUGGAAGUGGACCAAUAACUUCCAAACAAAACAUACAAUUCCCCGUUGCAAAGCCUAGCCACUUUUCAAAAGAGGUGGAAUCUUUAAAAGCAGUCCUGCUUGCCAAGUCGACUUUAUUCUAUUAUUAGAAAAUCGUUUAAACUUUGCACAAUGGGUACAGUAUGACCAGAGCCGUGUCAGAGUGGAGAGAAACUUUGAGGUUCGGAAUAAGUUAUACAAAUUUUAGUGCAACAACAACAAAGUGGGUUUUGGUUUCAGCCACCACACGUUUAACAAUUAGUCCUGUCAAGAGAAGUUUACCUUCUUUUAGACGUAAUUUGAGUUUUAAUCCUCUAAAUAUUACCAGCAUUGUCUAUUAAAGGUGAAGUCUACAGCCAAACACAACAAACUUUGUGCUAUUCUAUAUCUUAAAUAAUUCUCAUCACGUCACUUACAGUCAAAACAUUUCUGCUGCUACCACCCAUCUAACUCCCAUUAAAUGCUAACCACAGUCGACUGUUGGCUUUUAUGAUGGGGGGAAAAAAGAUUCUCUGAGUAUUUUUGAAUACAUGUCUGAGAUGUGUUUUUCCAGAAUUAUAAAUGUGCUUACUUACAUUUUCUGGAAAGCCAGACCUCUUCCGUGUUCUCUGAACAACAUGCAGCGAGGGCAUAAAAAAGAGCAUAAAAAAUAAACUGGUAGUAAAUGGUUUUCUGCUUUAAGUAAAAAACAAAAACAUAAAAUAAAUUGAAUAAAAUAAAAAUCUUCAGAGAUGCAACAAACCACCUUCCCAAUAAUUCAGCAAAAAAUAUUGAAAUGUGCAUUUGAUGAAAUCUGACAUCAUUAUCUCAAGCUACAAUACAAAUUAUCAUCACAACAUCAGAAAACUAUCUGUCAGACACAGCUGGUCCUUCUGAUGCUGCCAAGUUUUUAUUAACCGGUCUUAUCUUUUUUCAUGAAUAUCCGUGAUAAGAAUAGAAUAGAAUCGAAUAGAAUGUCUUUAUCGUUACUAUACAAUGAGAUUAAAACAGCCCAUUUAAAAUAAAGGAUUAACAGAUGAAAUGAAGACGGUAUUUACAUUUUUACAUCAUAUACAGGGUGGAUAUAUAUAAUUAAACAAGUUAUUGUACAUGUUAAUGUAGCAGGAAAUGUUUGUUUAUGAUGACAGAAACAUGUUGGGCAGCAGUGGCCCAGGAGAUAGAGCAAUCGGAAGGUUAUAAUAAUGACAAAUUACCCGUACUUGUGUAAUGCCUUUCAGAGUCAGAGGACUCCAAAGCACUUUACACCACAGUGUGACCACAUCCAUUCACACACACACACACACACACACACACACAGUCACACACUGAUGAUGAUGUCCUUGGGGUGCACUGACAGAGGCAAGGCGAGAUUAUGCAACAUGACAGCAGCAAUGCAAAUUUAGAGCACAUUGGAGUAGCU
Molecule: messenger RNA, 7214 nt
Organism: Nothobranchius furzeri (turquoise killifish)
Lineage: Eukaryota; Metazoa; Chordata; Actinopteri; Cyprinodontiformes; Nothobranchiidae
Source: RefSeq, a predicted model, not a curated record